Molecule: messenger RNA, 1617 nt
Organism: Aspergillus aculeatus ATCC 16872
Lineage: Eukaryota; Fungi; Ascomycota; Eurotiomycetes; Eurotiales; Aspergillaceae
Product: putative MFS multidrug transporter
Exons: 6
Coding region: 1-1617 (538 amino acids)
Biological process (GO): transmembrane transport; basic amino acid transport
Cellular component (GO): fungal-type vacuole membrane
Molecular function (GO): basic amino acid transmembrane transporter activity
Source: RefSeq, a predicted model, not a curated record
AUGACCGCUGCUACUCAACAGAAAUCCGUCCCCUCAGAGCAGACGCCCCUUCUGGGCCGUUUAGAAGAUGUGCCCGAUGCGCCUCGCGUCCUAGUAACUGUCUUCCAGGGCUCAGCGAUUAUGGUAGCCAUGGGUCUGCUGUUGUUCAUUCAAGCCACCCAAAUCACCGCAAUGACCACCGCUCAAUCGGCCAUUGCCACCGAGUUCGACGCCUUCUCCGUGGCUACAUGGUUCAGUUCCGUGUUUCUGAUCGCCUACUCGAGCAUUACGCCCCUCUCCGGCCGACUGUGUCAAAUCUUCACGCCCCGCGUCUACGUCUUCUUCACCUCGAGCCUGUUGGCGUUGGGCCUGUUUGUCACCGCCGCGGCCCCGAAUCUGACCGUGUUUCUGGUCGGACGAGCCAUCGCGGGUUGUGGCGCGGGCGGCCAGAGCGUGACGGCGUUGGUGCUGGCGCUGGAUCUGACGAGCAAGAAGCGCAGGGGGCUGUUCCUGGGCCUAAUCAGCGCGGCCAUGACGACGGGGAUCGCGUCGGGGGCCGUUCUCUCGGGCCUCCUGACCACAGUCUACGGAUGGCGUCUCAUCUUCUGGAUCCAAGCCCCGAUCACCCUCCUCCUCGCCCCGAUCAUGUUCUUCGCCGUCCCCGUCCCGCCCGCGGCCGCGCAGGAUGAGCAGGACGGGCGCACACUACUCCGAAAGCUCGCCCAGGUCGACUACGCGGGCGCGUUGACCCUAACCCUCUCCGUCACCCUCCUUCUGUCCAGCCUCGCCUCCUCCACCAUCCAAAUAACCCCGAUCCUCGCCUUCCUAGUCUCCACCGCCCUCUUCCUAGCCAUCGAGUCCCACUACGCAACGCAACCCAUCAUCCCGCUGCACCUCAUUCGCCAGCGCAGCGUGUUCCUCACCUGCCUCGCAGGCCUCCUAACGAUGAUGGCCCGGUGGGCCGUCCUCUUCUACAGCCCGGUCUACGCAAUGGUCGUGCGCGACUGGACCCCGGCCUCCGCAGGACUAAUCCUGGUCCCCACGAACGCGGGGUUCGGUCUCGGCGGCGUUCUGGCGGGGUGGCUACACAUCCGCAGAUCGCAGAGCUACUACCUCUCCAGCCUGCUGGGCUAUAGUCUCUUCGCGCUGGCCGCGCUCCUCCUCGCCCUCCUCGCGACCCCGACCUCCCCGGUCCCAAGUUUUGUGGCGGCCACGUUCCUCCACGGUCUCGCGGUGGGCGCCCUCCUGAAUUACACCCUCUCGCAUCUGCUGCACCUCACCGUGCCGGAGGUGCAUUACCUGGUCGGUGCGUUGGUGGGCAUGAGCCGUGGCUUUGCGGGGAGUUUUGGCUCCGCGAUCGGCGGGGGGUUCUUUGUGAGGGAGUUAAGGCGCGGGUUGGUGGAGGGGUUUCAGGAGUACGGGGUUGGCGGGGACAGGAAGAAGGAGUUGGUCAGGAAGUUGGUGGGCAGUCCGGCGCUGGUGAAGGGGUUGAGUGGCGUGGAGAGGGUGGUCGCCGUGGGGAGUUAUCAGGCUGCGUUGCAGCGCUUGUUCUUGGGGAGUUGUGCCUUGAUUCUUGUUGCUGCGGUCGCGCAGGCGGGGACCGGGUGGAGGGGCUCAACCUCAUUUGCUUACCUGUAG